AUGGCCUCACGCGGCGACGAUCGGCCCUACAAAGUCGUCUACUCUACCCGUGCCCGAGACCCAGCUCCAGAUCCAGAUGCCAAUGCCGCGCCCCUCCACAAAUCCCGACGUGAAGUCGGUUACGAGUACGACUAUCCCCUUGAGAAAUCUUCCUCGCGUGACUAUCGGUUCGAAGUCGACAGACGACCCCGGCCCAGUGAGCAAACCUAUCCUGAAGCCAUUUCGUUGGGGUCGGCUUCGGCUGGCGGCACCACCAAAAUAAAGUAUGAAGUGGGCAGGGCCAAAAACGCCGAUGUCUACGUCAAACGAUCCAAUACUCUAGUCAUCGAGCGGCCUGGAAACAAUGCCCGUUAUGGUUCUGAGUACGAAGUUCUUCGGCCAGAAAGGAGAGAGGACGGGUCUUACGUGGUCGAGAUUGGAGGGCGAGGCCCACGAGGCCCCCGAGGCUAUGUUGACCGCGACGUGGAUAGUUCCGAUACCCCAUCCCGCGCAAGCUAUUCUGGCGCCCCCAAGUCUUCACGAGGUGACGAUAUUGCCAUUUAUGAGACGUCUCGACGACCGGGACUCGGAGAUCGAGAUUGGGAUCGGGAUCGGGAUCGAACAGUCCACCAGUUCAGCUACAAAGACGUUGAGAUCGUGGAGGAUCCGGACGAUGACCCGAGAUAUUGGCGGGGCCGAAGACCAGAAGCUCAUAUGGACAGUGCCGCCCCUCCCAAGCGCCGCAAGAGCGCCAUGCGAGGUAGGAACAACACUCCUCCGGAAGUGCUGGGAAGCAAACGAUCUCAGAGUGUGGGCUUCUACCGAGACCAAGUCAGCGACCACGACGCCAGCGAACAACGCCAUGAACGGCCUGGCGCUGAGGCUCGCAUCACCGGCCGGUAUCUGAGAAGCCACCCAGACGAUGAUGAUGACUACGGCCGUGCAGGCAGGUCCCGACUCAGAGAUGACUACGGUCCUCAACGAAGCGACUUGCGAUUGAAUGAUUACGAAUAUGACAACGACCGAAGCACAUAUACGGAAGAAACGAUGCGACGAUACGAAUAUGAAGAUGACGAGCGCCCGGCUCAUCCUACGCGGCUACGACACUCGAAAACAUAUCGCCGUGACCAACGCGACGAUGAUGACCGGUCGGCUUACUCUGGCUUCGAAAGCAGGAGCAGGCAUGGAUAUUAUAGAUAG
Molecule: messenger RNA, 1179 nt
Organism: Capronia epimyces CBS 606.96
Lineage: Eukaryota; Fungi; Ascomycota; Eurotiomycetes; Chaetothyriales; Herpotrichiellaceae
Exons: 1
Coding region: 1-1179 (392 amino acids)
Source: RefSeq, a predicted model, not a curated record